This is a messenger RNA of Xenia sp. Carnegie-2017, 1517 nucleotides long. RefSeq names its product ATP-dependent RNA helicase DEAH12, chloroplastic-like. The record is from RefSeq and is a predicted model, not a curated record. Bases 1 to 1317 code for a protein of 438 amino acids. Gene Ontology annotation, cellular component: cytoplasm; ubiquitin ligase complex. Gene Ontology annotation, biological process: positive regulation of proteasomal ubiquitin-dependent protein catabolic process; protein polyubiquitination; ubiquitin-dependent protein catabolic process. Gene Ontology annotation, molecular function: ubiquitin conjugating enzyme binding; zinc ion binding; ubiquitin protein ligase activity. NCBI's taxonomy places the organism in Eukaryota, Metazoa, Cnidaria, Anthozoa, Malacalcyonacea, Xeniidae. The transcript is spliced from 2 exons.
AUGAGACCACCGCUUUCAGGGUCUUCGGGAGCAUCGAAAAGGACGGACGUUGGUGAUAUAUGUCUUCCUAUUAUUGAAAACGCCAACAAGAGAACGGUGAGAGAAAUUUUAAAGAAAUGUUGUGGCCCUACACUUUUGGAGGGAGUGACUAAAAUAAGAAUCCCACCAAAGCCAUUGUGUCAUUUCAACGUCGAAAAGGAGAAAACGAAACUGACGAAGUUGCUAAUGAAUUAUUCAUCCGCAAAGUUGCAAAGUAUCCGGACUAUAAACAACAAAAAAGUCGAAGCUUUUGUUGUAUUUGUGAACAUGGACAGUGCGCAAACGUUUGUGUCUGAAGUAAACAGAACGUCGGAUUUUUUGGCCAGACUCUAUGAGAUUGCUCCAGCUGCCAAGCGAAAUACCUUUGAGUUGAUGAAACCAGAGGUUAUAAUAAUCGAUGAUCCGGUCACAGCCCGUUAUUUUUUCUCCGGUCUUGGUCGCAAAAGACUCGCGUUUAUUGAGAAGAAAAACAAAGUCAGCAUUUACAGCUGUGAUUAUGGUCGACGAAUUCAGAUUACUGGUUUUCCCACUUCGCAACUUCGCACUUGCACUGAAAUGAUUAUGAAAUUAAUCGAAGAAUUUGACAGCAAUCGUGAAACAGACGUGGUCGAAGUUGACUUAAGCAUUUCCGAGCGACCUGUGGGUACCAUCAGAAAAAUAUUAAAGCAGUUUGGAAAUGAUUUUUUCAAACUUAUUGAAGACGAGAAUUGUGUGGCAUCGCUAGACGUACAACGACGAAAACUUGUAUUUAGCGGUAGCAAACUUUCCAUUCUCAACAUGCAGAGAAAACUGGCAAAGUAUUUUGACUCUAUGUCAAAUAAUUCCAAAAAAUUUUCAAUUCCUGAAACUUGUUGUCCUAUAUGUUUGGCAAACGUUGAAACCAGCUUUACCCUCACACACUGCAAACAUAGCUAUUGUUUAAUUUGUAUAACAUAUUAUAUUUAUGACGUGUUAAGUUCUGGGAGAACGAAAAACAAAUUCCCUCUUCAGUGUCUCAAAGAGAAUUGCACUUCCAGCGUGGUCAAAGACGAUUACAUUGCCAUAUUAAAAACAGAAGAUAUUGGAAAGUUAUGCAAGGUAUCUCUGGAAUGUUUCUUGAUCGACAAUCCUAACUUCAAAUCAUGCCCUACCAUUGAUUGCUCGUGGAUCUACGAAGUAAGCGAAAGUCCAAGUGUGUUUUUAUGUCCUGCUUGUAAUUUUCGUUUGUGCAGGAAAUGUGGUGAUUCUGCUCAUGAGAUGUUUAGUACAUGCGAAGAAUACGAAGCUAGUAAAGAUUAAUGACAUGUCAAAGUUUGGACAGUUUGAACUUGGGCCGGCAUUAGUCAGUCCAAGCAUUUGUUUAUAAAUUAUUGCUUAAUUUUAAUUACGUGUAUGCUUAAACGCAAACUUUAUUUGAACUAAGGGCAGUGUAGACUUAGUAAUAGAUAGUUUAGCAAUAUUUUUGUGCACAUAAAAUAUAUUUCACUCUUUCUAUGUUA